GCGGCGGGUCCUGCCUCCCCGGGUGGGGUCGGCGGGGGUCGAGCGGCGGCCGGCGGGUGAAACGCGCGACAGGGGCCGGGGGCGCCCGCCGCUCUCCUGCCGCUCUCCCGCCGCCGCUCCGCGCUGGGGUUCGCGGAUGGCUCCCGAGCCCGGGCAUUUUGCUGCCUGUUGCAAGCCCCCUCGCAGCCCGCCCCGCCGCUCCCCGCCGCCUGUUUACUUUCGCGGUGCCGCGCGGGGCGGUGUCGCCCCGCUCCCCGGGGGGUGAAGUCGCUAUCACAACUCCAGCCCCCACCUUCCUCCUCCCCCUCCGCCGCCGGGGAGAAGCGCUGCAGCGGCUGCAGCUUCGCCCCUGGCCCCCGCGGGAGGAGUUUCCUGCUCGCAAACUCCGGCGCCGCGGCGGGGAGGAGGCAGCCCCCACCCGGGGCGGCCGGAUCCCGCCGCCGCCGCUUCCCGCCGCGCCGGAGCGAUGUCUCCGAGUAAAAGGGAGGAGGGGAGAGGCAAGCCAUGUUUAAAACAAACUACACCCUUCUCCUCGCCUCCCGCGGCAGACCCUCUCCAGAGGGUGCUGAAGGCAAGGAUGCAGCAAAAGUAACUAAACAAGAGCCCACAAGACGAUCAGCAAGACUGUCAGCUAAACCUGCUCCACCAAAACCUGAACCCAAACCAAGGAAAACAACAAAGGAACCUGGAACAAAGGCCAGCAAAGGUGCUAAAGGGAAGAAGGAUGAAAAGCAAGAAGCUGCAAAGGAAGGUACUACACCAUCUGAAAAUGGUGAAAAUAAAGCUGAAGAGGCUCAGAAAACUGAAUCUGUAGGUGACAAGAAUGAAUGAAAUACCAUGAAAAUUUUGGGUUGAUUUUAUGUACCUCUUGGACAACUUUUAAAAGAUAUUUUUAUCAAGUAUUUUGUAAAUGCUAAUUUUUUUAGGACUAUGAUAGUUGACGUAUUAAACUGUAUAUGAACAUUUCCCUUCUCAUAACAGUGCUUUUAGAAAUUCCCAUUGUUGCCAAGUAAUAUAAAUAUCAACUUAAUAUUGCAAGGUAUGUGUAAAAUUGGAUCAGCAUUCCAUACACUUGCUUUAAGAAAUUAUGUCUUGUGCAUAUGGUGAUGUUUUUACUGUGUGUAUUGGAAUUUUUCAUGCAGUUUUUCUAGAGCAAUAAUCAGUGGUGCUUUUGUACUUAGGUUUUAUGUGAUUUUAAUGAAACAUGGAUAGAUGUGGCCACCUGCUGACUAUUUUGGGUUCUUUUAAUGGAUUAAAAUAAAAGGUCUCCUUGCCCGCAAAACUAAAGACUCCUAAUGUUUUCUCUUAAUCUGAGGAAUGCCGUACUCACAUCUUUGACUGUUACAAGGCACACUAAAUGAUUUAGUAACAAUUGUUUUGCAUGCAGUGUGUUUGCUUUUCUUUGCUGAUGUCUGAUUAAAAACCACACACACAGGAGCAGCAGACUGGGAUUUUCAGUGGCCUACAGUUUAGGAGACUUACAGAUAAAUUCUUCCUAGAUACAUUCAUCAAAUACACUGUCACAGGGUGAGUAGAGUUGCCACACUCUGACAGGAUAUUGUGUCUUCAAUGAGCUAUCAGUACAGAACAAAUUGCUUGAUAGAGACGUACAGUAAUUUAAAAGUAGCUUUGUUUCUCCCUACUCUCUUUUCAUUAAUGUGCACUGUAGUCUAUGGAAACCUUUCUUUCUAUCUGUAGCCUCAAAUUUAAUAUAAAUAGUAAUUGCUGUUCUUCAGCUGAGGACAGUUGUUAAUACAUUGAAAUCGCUGUUAAACAGUGCUAUAUAUUUGGUACCUGGUGGAAGUGGAACAAUGAAAGCUGGUUUUGAGGUAAUAGUGGUGAUGUGGUGGAUUAGCUAAUGAUUUUUUAGUGUCCAUGUUUCAACUCUGCAGCUCAUUCUAAGUACCUUUUAUGAUUUUUCUCCUUCUCUUUUCUCUAGGGGUCCUGGUGUUUCUAUUGUUACUUCUGGGAUGGGAGGGGUGAAAGAAAAGAUGUUCCCUGUUCUUCAGUAGCAUUGAUUUGUAUUGGUCAAGUGGUAGCCAUUAUGUCUGAGGAUACCUUUUGCUUGUUUAAGUCAAUAAAUAAAUGACUGUUGUCUGA
Passer montanus (Eurasian tree sparrow) is the source of this 2100-nucleotide messenger RNA. It is a transcript of the gene HMGN3, whose product is annotated as high mobility group nucleosomal binding domain 3. Lineage: Eukaryota; Metazoa; Chordata; Aves; Passeriformes; Passeridae. The record is from RefSeq and is a predicted model, not a curated record. Gene Ontology annotation, cellular component: chromatin; nucleus. The coding region runs from base 505 to 831 and encodes 108 amino acids. Gene Ontology annotation, molecular function: nucleosomal DNA binding. Gene Ontology annotation, biological process: chromatin organization. The transcript is spliced from 6 exons.